Poecilia latipinna (sailfin molly) is the source of this 4725-nucleotide messenger RNA. RefSeq names its product double C2-like domains, gamma (gene doc2g). Gene Ontology annotation, cellular component: membrane; synapse. NCBI's taxonomy places the organism in Eukaryota, Metazoa, Chordata, Actinopteri, Cyprinodontiformes, Poeciliidae. The record is from RefSeq and is a predicted model, not a curated record. Gene Ontology annotation, biological process: spontaneous neurotransmitter secretion; exocytosis; regulation of calcium ion-dependent exocytosis. The coding region runs from base 172 to 1452 and encodes 426 amino acids. The transcript has 11 exons.
GGGAGGGAGAAAAGAGAGAGCGGGAGAGGGAGAGAGAGCGUACGGAAGGGUAUAUUGACUCAGAGCUGGUCUGCAUGCUCCACAGAGUGUGAGAGACAGAGGAUGUGAAAGCAGGCAAGAUGGAGCACUGGCACAGAUGAAGACUGUCCCUGGUCCCGCUUGACAGUCCAGAUGAGUCUCUCAAAGCCCCCGCCCCCACCCUCCACCUCCCACCUGGCUAUCCCCCCCGCCUCCACGCCCAGCCCUUCCUCGUCCGCCACCUCCCCCUCGUCUACGCCCCACUCGGCAGCUCCUCCUCCGCCCUCGCCCGUCAAGAUCUCUAUGCAGGAGCAUUUUGCCAUCAAUGUGUGCCCGGGGCCCAUCCUCCCCAUCCCACAGAUCUCAGACUUCUUUCCCCGUUUUCACGACUACCCCUGCACUCCGCCGCCGCCCAGGGAGAAGAAGAUCCUGAAGGAGGAGACAUUCAACGGAGAGACGGGUGGAGGGUUCAAGGAUGGAGAGAGGAGAGGGGAGAACGACGGAGACAGGGAGGAGGUGUUCGACUCGGAUGACGAUGACACGUACCUGGGAACGCUGGAGUUCAGCCUGCUCUUUGAUCAAGAGAACAACUGCCUUCACUGCACCAUCCACAAGGCAAAGGGUCUGAAAGCAAUGGACUCCAACGGGCUGGCAGAUCCAUACGUCAAGCUCCAUCUUCUCCCAGGAGCCAGCAAGGCAAACAAGCUACGCACAAAAACUCUGAAAAACACCCUGAACCCAGUGUGGAAUGAAACGCUGGUGUAUCAUGGGAUCACAGGAGCUGACAUGACCACCAAAACGCUCAGGCUGUGUGUGUGCGACAUGGACAGACUUGGACGAAAUGAGUUCAUUGGGGAGGUGAGAGUGGCUCUGAAGAAACUGAAAGAGGGUGAGAACAAACGCUAUAAUAUGGGCCUGGAGAGAAUCGCACAGAAUAAGGAAACUAACAAUCAGUUGGUGGAGCAGGGAGCAGUCGUGGCAGAGGAAGAGCGCGGACGCAUCCUGGUGUCGUUGUGCUACAACACAGAGAAGGGCUGCCUGCUGGUUGGGAUCAUACGCUGUGCCCAUCUGGCCGCCAUGGACUCCAACGGCUACUCUGACCCAUUUGUCAAAAUCAUCUUGCAGCCAGACAUGGGGAAAAAGUCCAAGUACAAGACAUCAGUGAAGAAAAAGACUCUCAAUCCUGAAUUUAAUGAGGAAUUUUCAUAUGAAGUAACCUUGGACCAGCUGGCAAAGAAAACCCUGGAGAUCUCCGUGUGGGACUAUGACUUGGGAAUGAGUAACGACUUCAUAGGCGGAGUGGAGCUGGGCAUCAAUGCAAGCGGACAGAGACUUAGACACUGGUUCGAGUGUCUCAAAAACAAAGGGAAGAAAGUUGAAUACUGGCACACGCUCACGCAGCAAGGUGCCCCAAGCAGCGACAAGCCGGACUAGAUUACCCAAGACAUUCUCGCAGACAAAGGCACACCCACAAGCACAGAUGCGUUUGUCUCACUUGAACAACGGUUGACAAGAGUCCAACAGCAGCAGCAGCAGCAGCGACCUGAACAAAGAAUAAAAGAUGCAAUAAUAAUCUCAUCACAAAUCUAAAUUGUCAUGUGUUGCCGCUAAUUGAGGCACGACGUAUUAGAAUAUACUCAUACUAAUCUCAGUGAUGGUGACAAGGUGUAACAUGAAUCUAUUUAUUUUUCAAGGUAAACUAAAUUGUGACGAUGUCCUCAUCGAAGUGUCGCCAUGCCAAAACAUUACGCUGAAAGUUGUGCGUAGACCUCACCUCAUUGUGGAAGUCGAACAUUUCCAUCCAAAUUUACACUGAACAGACACAUCCGAGGCUCAUUCGGUUAAAGUGCCCAGCUAUUUGUACACCCUUGUGACUUCUAAUGUGGUACAUAGUGACAGGAGUUUCAGGAUGUUGUUGAAACGUCUCCAACUUAAAGUAGUCGUCGCGAUCUGAUGCAAAAUAAGACACCGUAUUAUUAUACUGUAAAGCACAAAGAUGAUCCAUUCGGUGGAUUCGUACCUUUACCUUUUCUGUGUUAUGUCUUUUCGUUAUUUGUCUGUGGCAGUGGUGGUCUAUCACCUAUGUGUCAGGCAGUAAUGUGUCAGCAUUAUAUGUGUGUGUGUUUGCGUGUGUGUGUGCGUGUAUGUAUGCGUGUGUGUGUGUUUGCGUGUGUGUGUGCGUGUAUGUAUGCGUGUGUGUGUGGGAGUUUUGACAAUACGAGUGCCUACAUUUUCUGUAUGUGCAACAUGUGUCUGUCUGUAUUCUCCUCACGCCCCAUUCAAAAUGUUUCUAUUCGACUUCAGGUGCACCGAGGUGUGAAGAAAUACUGACGAAAAGGCAAAAACGGUUUAUUCAGCGGAGAAAUUAUCUGUAACCACCUCAGGCCACAGCGUUGUGGCUGCAGGAUAGUGACAAAAAACUGUCAGCGGCGUGAGCCUGAGAAAGAAAACACGAAAUCUUUUUUUCUUUUUUUUUUUGUCUUCCCACUUUUGUUAAUGAGAAGCAGACAUCUCAUUUUGCUUUUGGAUGUGUUGCUUGCUACAGAAGUACUGAAGCAAAUUUCAGCCAGAUUCAAGAUAAUUCACCGUAUUGCAGUGACUCUGGUUCUGCUCUAACAAAACACAAUGGUGACGCAACAUUUUCUUUAAGCGGGGAAAUGUUACCAUUUUUCAUUGAUAAAAACAGUUAUCAGACUGUGCUGUUUGGUUUCUUUUGACCAAACCCAAAAAUAUCUUUUAAUCCACUGCUGCAUGCUUUCCUGCUAUAGACAUUUGCCUGAAUCUUUGAAUCCUAGAUGCAUUGAUCCUGUGGGUAAGAUCGAUAGUGAUAUCCUUGUCUGUCAAACUUCGUUAUUUACUGAGCAUCUCUGUGCAGUUUACAGGCUAACAGAACAAAGUUCCCUCUUAUGAUUUAACCUCAAUUACAAAUGGGUCAGGUAUUGCUAUCAAUCAACCUUUUAAAUGCUUUAUAAACACAAAGUUUUUCCGUGAUACCACUUCCAAGGUUUAAAAUCUACUCAGCUGGCUUACAGAAGGCUGCUGGUACAAAAAGUCCAGUUCAGCUGGAGAUACAGCAUGUCAGGUCAAGGUGGCACUGCUGAAAAUACAGCUAGCAAGCUAUUAGCUGAUUAGCUAGAGUUUUAAAAACUUGUUUUCCAACGAUACAAUUCUAUUUUUUUUUUAAUCUUUGCAUCACAGCUUUUAUAUAGUGAAAUUGUGGAAAUUGUGGCACUCAAUCUGUAUUACUGUCAACAAACUUAGACCUUGUCACACUAACCUGUGUAUUUAGCAAAAACUUAACAUAUUUUUUUUCAAAAGAACAGAGAUUUUUGUCAAAGACUAAUUUUUAGAAACACUUUAAAAAAAAAAACUAUGCUUUGAGGACAUAAGAAAGACAUUUUCAUCCUGGCGCAUAACUAAACAGAAGCUACAAUUGUUCUUGGAGAAUCUUUUACCCUUACACUGAUUUAGUAAUCCUCAGGAUCCUUUUUUUUAAAUUUAUAUUUCAAUAAUGUCUGCAUUAUUUGAACUUGCUGAUGUGGCACAUGUAAUACAACACUUUUUAAUUAGAAUGACAUAUCAAUUUUUUCUUAUUUAUUACAAAAUAACCAGAGCGGUGUUGCUGAAGCCUCACAUCCAGAUUUCUGACAAGCUGCAAAGCUUUUCACACGACCAUCUCUACACGCAUGGUCUAUGGCUGUCUAAAAAUAAAUCUACAUUUUGUUUCUGUACACAAUUGUCCCUUGAUUGUCUUAAUACUGACCAGGAUAUCGAAUGCCCACCUUCACUUCUGUCAUGUAAUCUUUGGUCAUACAAAAGAACACAGUCGGUCGGUCGCCUCGGGAAGAUUGCUAACUGAUAAUCGAUCCAGCUGCUCAUAUCCUGUCAUGUCUUUCAACAACCUUGGGAUCCUUCAGUGUUUUUGUUGUGUUCAACCUUAAAAAAAAAAAAAAGGGCUUGGGUAUUAUGAAGAUUUAGGAGGCUUAACCAAAUAUUCAAUUACGUCUUUUAAUAACUUUAGGAACUGGAUUAGGCAAAUCUGGGCGGGUUUGUUGUGUAUUUUCUCUAUGCACAUUUAACGUCUCGGCACGUCAGCAGUGAGAUAAUCAACCCAAACAGUAAGCUCAUGUUAUUUCUGGAAAUACUCUGCACUUUGUUUACUCUGAGGCUGGAUAAUGGAGAUCAAAUGGAGUUCACGUUUCUGGCCGGAUUGUUGCUUAUUUUUGUGCAUCUCUGGCUCUGUUGUUUACAGUCGCAGUAUUUUCAGGCUCUUGUCUAUUGACCCCUGCUUUGCUUGCGUAAUCAUUUAUCUGCAAUACAGCUGCAUGUUUAGCAAUUGCCAUCAGCUUGCAUAAUAGAGUGCGACUCUGACUGAUCUCUCUGAAUACUGAUGUGUUUACAGUCUGUGCCAUCCAUGCGGUGUGUGUGUGUGUUUGUUUGUGAAUAAAAUUAUUCAGGGUAAUUUUUGCUCAGUUGCUGUACUCAACAAAGCGAGCUUUUGCUUUUAAGAAAUCCUUUACUGUCACAGACUUUAACACUUGUCUUCCUUGAAUUGAAAACAGUGGCGAUUAUGCAGGAGGGCUGACGCGGGAAUGCGAUGUGGAGUCCCUGUGUAUUUAUUGUCAUUGUCAAUCCCACAGUAUGGCUGCCAUCCUGUGUUGGUUUUGUGUAACUACUUCGCAAAAUAAACUGAAACUGUUUCAGUGG